Molecule: messenger RNA, 1890 nt
Organism: Aspergillus fumigatus Af293
Lineage: Eukaryota; Fungi; Ascomycota; Eurotiomycetes; Eurotiales; Aspergillaceae
Source: RefSeq, a predicted model, not a curated record
AUGGCAAGUGAAGAUCUUGCUGCUCGCCAAGGCGCCGGUUCUAAUGUUCCCGUCGUCAGAUCUCGUGGUGCUAGUGCCUGCGAGAAAUGCCGUCUUCGAAAGACAAAGUGCGACAACAGGCGCCCAAGUUGCGGAUUUUGUUUGAAGCGACGGGUCACUUGCGUAUACCAGGAUGACAACAAUGCAGGGGUGGCGAGCUUGAUUGAAGCUCAACAGAGAGAACAACGGCAGCAGCAUCAGUGGAUGCCAUGUGCAUCUUGUGGGUCUUGCGUGACGCCUGCUAGGGGUUCGACUUCACAGGCCGAGUUUCCGUCAGCUUGCAGCCAACCAGACACUGCCAAUCUAGGGCCGGGCGACCCGUCGCCCCGCGAGACCUUUCGACCUCAAGGGGCCGAAUCGGUCCUUCGCUGGCAAAUAUUGGCCUCGAGCUCUCCCCCGGCUCGGUGUCUCUUUGCACAGCCGGUGGCCGAGGCCGAUCAGCCUUACUCGCUGCCCGAUAUGAGCUAUUCCCAGCUCUCGCGUCUGGAGUCGAAGUACAUUGAAGUUCUUCAUACAAAGAAUCCGAUUCUAGAUCUGACUGAACUACAUCGUAUGGUGCUUCACAUCGCGGAGAAUGGGCCGGAUUGGUCCACCCAAACCUGCUUGGUAGCCCUGGUCUGCGCGAUUGCCGUCCUUUCUGAGCCCUAUCCAGGGACAGUAAUGAGAUCGGGGGCGCAGUCAACGCCUUCACUGCACCAGGACGAUGAGAGCGGCGCCGACGACAAGUUGUCACUGCAGUUUUGGAACAUUGCUCUGAAACGUCUCGGCUACGCAAUGCGUGAGAACAGUGUUGAGGCUGUCCAAAGCCUGGUGCUAGCAGGAAUUUGGUAUAUGCAUCGAAUGGAACCCCUGGAAGCCUGGAAACACUUCAACCUCGCUGGCGCAGCUUGGAACACCCUGAGGUUAACUCGAUUUCCACUCUGGGAUCUCAAACACAAUAGAGAUUCGACAUCCAACGAGCUCACUAUACUGCAAGCGCUCUACUUCACGAUCUGGAAGUCGGAAUGCAAAUUGCGACUGGAAUUGCCGGUACCAGGUCCCUCUCUCACCAACACUACGGAUUUCCCGCUGGCGUUUCCCCAGCCGCCCAGGCUUGGUUCGGAACCGUCGACGCCCGAUGCAUCAGAGAGCGAGAGAAGUUGGUAUUAUUACCUCACAGAGAUUGCGGCGCGACAUCUGCUCAACCGUUUGGUGCAAAUGAACUCGGAGUGUGCCGACACGCUUACGGAGAGGCAGGUGUCCCUUCUGAUCGGCCAUGCUGAGAUAUUGCAGGCUCAAAUAUUCGACUGGUAUACUUCGUUGCCAUCCAUGUUCCAUUUUACCAUCCCAGACGGGUACGAUGCCGAUUUCCAAUCGGAUCCCAUGAUAUUUGUGCUUCAGCAUCGGUAUUUUACCCUCCGUGAGCUCGUCGCAAGACCUUUUGUACGGCUUGUGGUUGAUGGGCUCCUUGACGGAAUGGAUCCUUUGCUUCGUGCCCGAGCUCGGUCAUUCGCGUCAGAGAGCAUACAAUUCUGUAUGCUCAAACUGUCCCAAACCGUCGCAUACCGUCAUCAAGGAAACUGGUAUAUGCUGCGAUCCAUAACGACUGCGUCUUUGAUUCUGGCCUCGGUUCAUCUGGCUCAAUGCCGGCUACGGGAGCGCGAAGCUGCCGGAGCCACACCAACAUCAGAGAGCCUGAUGCCGCCAGAAGCUUGGAUCUCGCGAGUCAAGGAUGCUGUGGAGUUAGCCCAGCCCUUUUUCGACGAACCGAGCGGUGGCGCUUCGAAUAUGAAACAGAUAAUCUUGGCCGCACUGGAAGCUGCCCAGCAACGUUCGGCGUGGUGCGGUUGGAGGAACUAUGGAAAAGAGUAA